Messenger RNA from Acaulospora morrowiae, 1644 nucleotides. The record is from the annotation of a GenBank genome assembly. Lineage: Eukaryota; Fungi; Glomeromycota; Glomeromycetes; Diversisporales; Acaulosporaceae.
AUGUCUGAUUCCAACCCACUAUCAAAUAUAAAAGGAGAAAUCAAUCGUCUUGGGUUUGUUUCAGGCGAAAAAAUAAGUUUACUCUCUCACUUUGCCGAAAAUGCGGAAAAAAUUGCUGUUGCAGUAUCCUGUCUUGAUGAUUUUGAUACAGAUGAAGAUAAACGUAGUUAUUUGAGGUCUCUAAUCUCUCCACCUAGCAGAGAACAAGAAUUAAAGAGACGUUUUGAUGAGAUUAGUUUCAAAAUUGACGAGAUGAAUCGUGAAUUUAAGAGGGAAUUGAAGAGGAUACGUUUUACUGCGGAUGCAUGGUACAGUGCUAUAGGUACUCAUACAAAAACCAAAAAGGGUAAAUUUGUGAAAGAAAGAGGUGUUGAAAUUCUGUUUCCGCUUGGUUUGACCGAAAGUUUAAAAUCAAAGUCACCUGGAAAGUUUUUACAACCGCCUAAUAUGGACAAAGAUACCCGUUUUUCACCAUUGCUGGAUACAGAUUUUGUAUUCAUUCCGAGCGAUUAUCCUUUGGAUCCGUUAAGUGUUAUAGCCAUUGGUGAGAUCAAGAAGCGAGUUAGUGGAAGUUUUAGCAAUGCAGAUAUAGGACAUGUAAUAUCAUUUGGAGAAAAAAUACUCCAACUUCAGCCACGACGAAGCUACGUGUAUGUAGUGUUGACAGAUUGUAUCAUCAUCAACAUAUAUAGGGUGAACAGAAAUGAAAACCACUCGGAAGAAUACACCCAGUUCACAUAUAACUACAUAAAAAGUGAAUAUUUAACAUACAACACGCAAGCUAGUCUAACACACAACACACGAGCUAGUCUAACACACGACACGCAAGCUAGUCCUUCGAGAGGGUGGAGAUACCUGGUAACAAUAAUCGAAAGCUCUCCAGAAAGACUGGGAUGGGUUGAACCAUCAUUGAAAUUUGGCGAAGAAACUGUAAAACUGGUUCGAUCUAUUGGUGUAGGCAAAACUAGUGUUGUGUAUGAAGGAAUAUACAAAGACAUAUCUGUGGCUGUGAAAAUGAUAAAAAAGGCAAAUUAUUUGUCUUGCGUUGAAAGAGAAAGAGCUGUAUUGGAGGAACUUUCGGAGUUGGGUUCACCUCAUAUCCCCAAAAUUCUUUUUUACGAUGAGAAUACUCUUGUCAUGACUCCUCUUGGUGUAAAAGUUAAUAAUUUACGAAAAACAGAUAUCAAGAAUAUAAUCACCACCCUCAAACAUGUGCAUUCAUACGAAUAUGUACAUAGGGACCUUCGGAAAUAUAAUUUUCUUCGUAAUUUAGAUGAUUCAAAGGAAUCUAUUUUAAUUAUUGACUGGGGAUUUAGCACAAAGAAUCGCGAAGACACCGCAUUUGCAGGAGCACUUGAAUGCAUGCCGGAUGAAGUCCUGGAAUCACUAACUAAUGAGGAAGAUAUUGUUUAUGGGCCAAAAGUUGACUUGAUAUGUUUUGUGCGAUCAUUCUAUUUGAUGCUACACAAACCAUCAAUGGAAAGAGUUGCCUUUGACAGAGAUGGUGACAUUAGGAAACUUGCACAGAUGAUGUUAAAUUUUUGGAAAGAUCGUAGUAAGUCAGACGUGUGGGAUAACAUUUAUCAAGCAAUAGAGGGCUUGGAUUAUGACAAAUUAAUUCAAGAGCUCGAAAGAUUUUUUUGA